Colletotrichum destructivum is the source of this 1321-nucleotide messenger RNA. Its product is annotated as Putative mitochondrial carrier domain superfamily. The record is from RefSeq and is a predicted model, not a curated record. The transcript is spliced from 7 exons. Gene Ontology annotation, cellular component: mitochondrion. Lineage: Eukaryota; Fungi; Ascomycota; Sordariomycetes; Glomerellales; Glomerellaceae. Bases 178 to 1086 code for a protein of 302 amino acids. Gene Ontology annotation, molecular function: guanine nucleotide transmembrane transporter activity.
CUGUCUCCAAAACUUUGAAUCGCUCUUCUCUCCCCGUACUCAUCGAGUUGCUUCGUGUGAUAUCCGUGCUCCCGACCCUGACGACAGACCAACCUCCGGAGCCUGCCCAUUCUCUUGAUCCAUUGGAACCCCAUUCUUCAAGCCCCUCGCCUUUCCAAACGCAAGUUUUGAUUCAAGAUGUCUCCGCCCGUUGCUUCUAAGCAGGAGAGGGAGUCGAACACCGCGCGACUCUUGGGUUCCGGCUCCGCUGGUAUCGCCGAGUUGGCCGUCUUUCACCCUGUCGACACCAUUGCGAAGCGCUUGAUGAGCAACCAGAGCAAGAUUGCCGGCAUCGACCAGCUCAACCAAGUUAUCUUCAAGGACAAGGCCACUGCGACCGCCGGCCGCAAGUUCUUCUCUCUCUUCCCCGGCCUGGGCUACGCCGCCGGGUACAAGGUCCUCCAGAGAAUAUACAAGUACGGAGGCCAGCCCGUCGCCAGAGACUUCCUUGCCAAGAACUAUGGCGAGGAUUUUGAGCGCGCCUUCGGCAAGAAGACUGGCAAGGCCAUCAUGCACUCCACCGCCGGCAGUUUGAUCGGUAUCGGAGAGAUCGUUCUCCUUCCCUUGGACGUCCUCAAGAUCAAGAGACAGACGAACCCCGAGGCCUUCCGCGGCCGCGGUGUCUUCAGGAUCGUCGCCGACGAGGGCUUUGGUCUUUACAGAGGAUGGGGCUGGACUGCCGCCCGUAACGCUCCUGGAUCAUUCGCUCUGUUUGGUGGUUCCGCCUUCACGAAAGAGUAUCUCUUCAAGCUGGACGACUACAACAAGGCCUCGUGGUUCCAAAACUUCAUCGCCUCCAUCGCUGGAGCCUCCGCCUCCCUCCUCGUCUCCGCUCCCCUCGACGUCAUCAAGACCCGCAUCCAGAACCGCAACUUUGAGAACCCCGAGAGCGGCUUCAGGAUCAUUUCCAACAUGAUGAAGAACGAGGGUGCCUCCGCUUUCUUCAAGGGACUUGUUCCCAAGCUGUUGAUGACCGGCCCCAAGCUGGUGUUCUCCUUCUGGCUUGCGCAGACACUCAUUCCCGCGUUCGAUGGUAUGCUUAAAUAAAUUAAAAGAGCCUGGAUUAUGAAGGCAAUGGCGUUGGGUUGAUAGACGCGGAGUCUUGGGGACUGAACCUGAUAGACGGUUGGGUACUGCAAAGACCCGACAAACGGGUUAUAGACAAAGAUAAGAAGCAAGGUGUUUCGGCUGUCACCCCAAAAGAAGGUGAGAUAAUGUACAACAAAGUAGGAUCCGUUCUGAUGAGACAAAUCGCCUCUGUUUUUAAUACACUCAUAUAUAC